CGCAGAAUCGCGGGCGCUUUGCGACACGGCCGAAAAGACGCGCGGCAGCAUGGCGUUGUACGCGGCUGCGGCGGCGGUGCUGGCGGGCGUGGAGAGCCGCCAGGGCUCCAUCAAGGGGCUGGUGUACGCCAGCAGCUUCCAGAACGUGAAGCAGCUGUACGCGCUGGUGUGCGAGACGCAGCGCUACUCCGCGGUGCUGGACGCCGUCAUCGCCAGCGCCGGCCUCCUCCGCGCCGAGAAGAAGCUGCGGCCGCACCUGGCUAAGGUGCUGGUGUAUGAGUUAUUGCUGGGAAAGGGCUUUCGAGGGAGUGGGGGCCGAUGGAAGCCUCUCCUGGGUCGCCACCAGGCGAGGCUCAAGGCCGAGCUGGCCAGGCUCAAGGUUCAUCGGGGUGUGAGCCGCAAUGAGGACCUGUUGGAAGUGGGGUCCAGGCCUGGCACAACCUGCCAGGUGCCUCGAUUUGUACGUGUGAACACACUCAAGACCUGCUCUGAUGAUGCAAUUGAUUAUUUCAAGAGACAAGGUUUUUCUUACCAGGGUCAAGCUUCCAGCCUUGACGACUUAAAGGCCCUCAAGGGGAAGCAUUUUCUUCUAGAUCCCUUGUUACCAGACCUGUUGGUGUUUCCUGCCCAAACAGAUCUACAUGAACAUCCACUGUACCAAGCUGGUCACCUCAUCCUCCAAGACAAGGCCAGCUGUCUCCCAGCCAUGCUGCUAGCCCCUCCGCCAGGUUCCCAUGUCAUUGAUGCGUGUGCUGCCCCAGGCAAUAAGACUAGUCACUUGGCUGCUCUUCUGAAGAACCAAGGGAAGAUCUUUGCCUUCGACCUGGACGCCAAGCGGUUGGCGUCUAUGGCUACCCUGCUGGCCCGGGCUGGAGUCUCUUGCUGUGAGUUAGCUGAGGAGGACUUCCUGGCGGUCUCACCUUCAGAUGAGCGUUAUCGUCAGGUCCAGUACAUCUUGCUGGAUCCUUCUUGCAGUGGUUCUGGUAUGCUGACCAGACAGUUGGAAGAGCCUGGAGCAGGUACACCUAGCAAGGAACGCUUACAUGCCCUGGCAGGGUUCCAGCAGCGAGCUCUAUGCCACGCACUCACUUUCCCCUCCCUCCAGCGCCUUGUCUACUCUACGUGUUCCCUUUGCCAAGAGGAAAAUGAAGAUGUGGUGCGGGAGGCCCUACAGCAGAGCCCAGGCACCUUCAGGCUAGCUCCCGCUCUGCCCUCCUGGCCCCACCGAGGCCUUAGCACUUUCCCAGGUGCCGAACACUGCCUCCGGGCCUCCCCUGAGACCACACUUACUGGAGGCUUCUUUGUUGCUGUCAUUGAGCGGGUGGAGGUGCCAAGUUCAGCCCCACAGGCCGGAGCACUGGCACCAGAACCUACACCCAGCCCAGCCCGAAAGAAAAAGAAGAGACGGCGAACAGCAGCAGCUGGUCCUAGCCUACAGUCUUGCACAUAGCUGUGCUCAAGGCUCCUACUUCUUCCUGGAGUUCUCUCCUUGGCUAGACCACUUGGCCCCUCACACCUGGGGGGCAAUUUGGGUUUGGGGGGCAAUUUGGGUUUUCAGGUAGCUUUUAUUGCUAGAAAGUUAACUGGUAACCCAGUUUCUCCAGCUAGAAAGAGCAGAUUUCCCAGUCCCUGGGUUCAUUCCCUGGGCUGUUUUCUUGCUGAUGAAUGAAGUGCUGCCCACCAAAAUAAAAGGAAGACAUGGUCUAUGAUAGA
This is a messenger RNA of Tupaia belangeri chinensis (Chinese tree shrew), 1713 nucleotides long. RefSeq names its product NOP2/Sun RNA methyltransferase 5 (gene NSUN5). The record is from RefSeq and is a predicted model, not a curated record. Gene Ontology annotation, cellular component: nucleolus. Gene Ontology annotation, molecular function: RNA methyltransferase activity. Lineage: Eukaryota; Metazoa; Chordata; Mammalia; Scandentia; Tupaiidae. The coding region runs from base 50 to 1450 and encodes 466 amino acids. The transcript is spliced from 10 exons. Gene Ontology annotation, biological process: rRNA base methylation.